Vanderwaltozyma polyspora DSM 70294 is the source of this 240-nucleotide messenger RNA. It is a transcript of the gene CPP1, whose product is annotated as cysteine-rich palmitoylated domain-containing protein CPP1. Bases 1 to 240 code for a protein of 79 amino acids. The record is from RefSeq and is a predicted model, not a curated record. The transcript is spliced from 2 exons. NCBI's taxonomy places the organism in Eukaryota, Fungi, Ascomycota, Saccharomycetes, Saccharomycetales, Saccharomycetaceae.
AUGAGUUAUAAUCAACAACCUUACUAUCAACAACAACAACCCUAUUAUCAACAACAGCCCUACUAUCAACAGCCUCCACCCCAGUAUUAUCAACAGCCUCCACAACCACAGUACUAUCAACAACAACCCCAACAACCAAUAUAUGUUCAACAAGCUCCUCCCCAGAGAGGUAAUGAAGAUUGUAUGACAGCUUGUUUAGCUGCAUUAUGUGUUUUAUUUACUUUGAAUUUAUUCAUCUAA